Choloepus didactylus (southern two-toed sloth) is the source of this 1331-nucleotide messenger RNA. RefSeq names its product NPC intracellular cholesterol transporter 2 (gene NPC2). NCBI's taxonomy places the organism in Eukaryota, Metazoa, Chordata, Mammalia, Pilosa, Megalonychidae. Gene Ontology annotation, biological process: intracellular cholesterol transport; cholesterol efflux. The record is from RefSeq and is a predicted model, not a curated record. Gene Ontology annotation, molecular function: cholesterol binding. The coding region runs from base 167 to 616 and encodes 149 amino acids. The transcript is spliced from 4 exons.
CGUGGCUUGCUAGAGCUGGGGGCAGGGCUCGGGCAGGCCUCGGCCCGGUUGGUGAUGACUGGUCGCAUGACUGGCUUCCUCCCCCGCCCCGCCUGGACAGCAGGUUUAUCUUGUGACCGUGGCGGCCUUUUCCUUCUUGCUCGCGCUUGUACGGUGCUUGGCCGCGAUGCGUUUCCUGGCCGCUGCGCUCCUGCUCCUGGCACUCAGCGCCGCCGCCCUGGCCGAGCCGGUGUAUUUCAAGGACUGCGGUUCUGAGGUCGGAGUUAUAAAGGAACUAAAUGUGAGCCCAUGUCCCACUCAGCCCUGCCAACUGCACAAAGGACAGUCUUACAGUGUCAACGUGACCUUCAGCAGCAAAAUUCAGUCUCAAAAUAGCACAGCCUUGGUGUAUGGCAUUGUGUUUGGUUUUGAAGUUCCCUUUAUGAUUCCUGAACCUGAUGGUUGUAAGAGUGGAAUUAAGUGUCCCAUCCUAAAAGACCAGACUUACACCUACCUGAAUAAACUGCCAGUGAAGAGCGAAUACCCCUCUGUUAAAGUGGUGGUGAAGUGGGAACUUAAGGAUGACAAAAAAAAGUGUCUCUUCUGCUGGAAAAUCCCAAUAGAGAUCACCUCCUAGAGCUACCAACAGAUCUGUCUCGGGGGUGGGAGGGCAUGAGUGGGGGUGGGAGAAGAAUGGGAGGAGGAACAAGACUGAAGCUAAAUCGGUGCCAUAAAAUGAAAGGAAUGUCCAGAUUACUGUUUUCUGCCUCUCAACCUCCCAAAGCAUCUACAACCCUGUUACCUGAGACCUCAGAACUGUUUCCCUUAGUAUACCAUUUGAAAAAAGGUUGAAGGAAGGAGCGAGAAUGAGCCUGUAGGACUAGGGAUUGAUUGUCAUCUUCAGGGUUUUUUGCAGUUGGAAUGGGGGGGGCCCAACUAGAUAGGAUCUGAGAGAGGUUGCUUAGGGAUAUCGGAUAACCUGCCCUAGACUUGUCUGUCGGCCCUCACAGUGGAGGGGGCAGUCCAAACCACAAGUUCCUCAUCUUCAAGUGCCUCACUGAGCUCACCGCAUCUGGCCAACGAGUCUGCUGACCCCUGAGAGCACCUCCAGCCCCAUUGCUUCAACCGUACAGACUUCCUCUCCACUAGUAUCCAGUGUUUCAUUGAAGGCAAAGUGUUCUACGACAGAAAUUCAACUCUGAACGUCCAGUUCUCUGUCUCCUUUUCUGUCUUAGGUGACUUUAUUAAAUGCAACACUUGUUUAGCAGAUGUUUGAUUUUUUUAACAACAUUAACUUGUGGCCUCUUUAUGCACCUAAAAAUGUGCCGGUAAAUAAAAACUUGUCAGGCGUA